Molecule: messenger RNA, 2831 nt
Organism: Pan troglodytes (chimpanzee)
Lineage: Eukaryota; Metazoa; Chordata; Mammalia; Primates; Hominidae
Gene: YPEL5
Product: yippee like 5
Exons: 5
Coding region: 781-1146 (121 amino acids)
Source: RefSeq, a predicted model, not a curated record
GCCGCCGAGGCCCACGGCGCCCCCUGGGCGGACGGUCUGGCCGCGACCCCCCACCCGCCGCGCCGCGCCGCGGCUGCCCCGCCCCCACCCGUCGCAUAGUCGGGGGCGCGCCCGGUCUCCGCCCUGAAUCCAAGUCGGAACUUGACCGAGUUGUUUGGGCCGCGAUGACCGCACGGCGUGAACCGUCCUGAGCAGGGCCCACGCCCGGCCCAAGCGGCCCAGCCACCGGGCUGGGGCGGUGUCUCCCUUUGCCCCCUCCCCCCCAUGAACGUCCGCCUCCCCCGCCCUCCUGCCCAGAGGACCCGGGACUGACAGCGCAGGGUGACGGUUGGGCAGCCCGCCGAGUGUCGGGACCAAGAGAGCCCGCCGGCCACCCGCUCAGCUGUUUCCUGCUCGUGUUUGUUGUGCCGAGGGAGGCCCCGCCGCCACCGCCGCCGCCGCGCUCUGCCGCCCCGGGCCCUCCCGAUUGGCCGGCUGGCGUCACGUGGCCUCCAUCAGCUGGGCCGGCGGGGGCGCUCGCGGGCCCCACUGCGGCUGCCGGAGACAGAGUUUCACCAUGUUAACCAGGCUGGUCUUGAACUCCUGACCCCAGGUGAUCCGCCCACCUCAGACUCACAAAGUGCUGGGAUUACAGGCGUGAGCCACCGCACCUGGCCAAGUGUUGUAUUCUUAAUCAUCUGGAAAAAAAUAAUGCGCCUUAUGCCAGCCUGGACCAUCUUGGAGGCAGUGUAGGAUCAUGGAAGAACUUUGAAUUAGGUUUUUAGAACUUCAGCCAUAAAAAUGGGCAGAAUUUUCCUUGAUCAUAUCGGUGGUACCCGUCUGUUUUCUUGUGCAAACUGUGAUACGAUCCUGACCAACCGCUCAGAACUCAUCUCCACUCGUUUCACAGGCGCCACUGGCAGAGCAUUUCUUUUUAACAAGGUAGUUAACCUGCAGUACAGUGAAGUUCAAGAUCGGGUCAUGCUCACUGGCCGCCACAUGGUUCGAGAUGUGAGCUGCAAAAACUGCAAUAGCAAACUGGGAUGGAUCUAUGAGUUUGCCACUGAAGACAGCCAGCGAUAUAAGGAAGGCCGCGUGAUCCUGGAACGUGCUCUAGUUCGAGAGAGUGAGGGCUUUGAGGAGCAUGUACCAUCUGAUAACUCUUGAAGAUACAGAGAGAAAUCCAUCUUUUCCCAGGUCUCCUUCACUGAAAACAAAAAUCUACUUACAUACACUGUCACCUUAGCAUCAGAGUCGGAUUAAUGAACUGCGGAACAAGAGGUUGUGAGAAUCUAAGAUGGAACCUUUCUUUUUUUUUUUUUUUUUUAAUUUUGUAUUUUCCAUCCAACAGCAGUGUGUAGAGAGAAUAUUAUGCAGAUGCCGUUAAUUUUUUACCCUAUGUUUACAUCUUGAGGCAGAAGAGUCUGUCUGCAGCUAUGUGGUGAGCUAUGUAAGGAAAAAAAUCUGGGCUGUUAGAGUGAAAAAGUGUGUUUUAUGUCAAUUGUGAAAGGAAAAUGUUAGGAGUAUGGUUUUUAAACUUGGGCUUCAUUUUAAACUUUUUUUUUUAAACCCAGUUAUUUCACUUGAUUUGCUAGCUUCAGAGAAGAGAUCCGAAUCUGUGCCCAGCGCUAAAGGCUCAGUGUUAGCAUGGCUUGUGCUGGCCGGUGUGCCAUAUUCUUGUUGGAGAUGAACCGUAGCACCAGAGCCCAUUCUUCCUUGUCAGUCUUGGCCCAAAGAUGUUACCAUUCCUAGUUAUUUGUCACCACAUAAUUGGUGUUGAUUGGAAACUUUUUCUGAGAUGGGACAGAACUGCUGGGUUGUCUUUUUCCAUGUAACUUAAGCAUAGUAAUAUAAAUAAAGUAAUAGUUGGAUGCUUUUGGUCCUGUGUUGCUUUUAAAAACACCUUAUAAAAGAGGAGAGUAUUUGAUAAGCAAUUUUCAUAGUAGUAAAGUUUUUUUUCAUCUCUUAAACUAAAUUGACCAUGCAUAUAAUAUUCUUUGUUUAAAUGAAAGCAUACUGUUGAAACCCGCAGUGUUGCAUUUAGAAAACAGUUGAACAGAAUGUCAAUGUGCAUUCAUGCAAAAAAAAAUUUAAUCUGCAUCUGUUUUAGAAAAGGGGGAAAUGAAGCAACUUGUCUAAAAAUACUGCUUUACAAAGCAUUUCAGCCUUUCCCCCUCAGUUUUGCAUUGAUUUUUUGACAAGUCUGUAGAGCCUAAUAGUUUCCAUCAAAGGCCUAGAUCUCUUAUUAUAAUUUUUUUCAGCUCUUCUCUCAGAAGUUCAGCUGUUGAAACGAAAACUGUACUUUGUACCCUCACAUACAAAGGGAUCAAAUUUGACCUGGUGUUAUUUUAGCCCCAAAUUUAUGACAUUACAAAAUAUUAAAAUGUAAAUGUUUCUUUACCCAAACUACUUCUAGAUAUUCUAGUAUUUGCUUCUGGUGGAAUUAAAUGACGGUAAAAUUGGCUAAUUAUUUGAAUGAAUGAAUGGAUGGAUGUUUUGCAUGCUCAAUUUCUAGGUCCUUUGUCUAGAAAGGAAAUUUGCCUCAGUUGAAUUAGUGAAAUAUUUCUGUCGUUGAUAUUAAAAGUGACUUCUGAGUACAGUUAAGUUCCUCUUAUUUGCCACUGGGCUGUUGGUUAGAAGCAUAGGUAACUGAUUAAGUAGGUAUGAUACUGCAUUUGAAAUAAGUGGACACAAACUAUCCUUUCUCCACCAUGGACUCAAUCUGAGAACAACAGCAUUCAUUUCCAUUCAUUUCCAUACUGGCUUUUGAUUAUAUGCAGAUUCCUAGUAGCAUGCCUUACCUACAGCACUAUGUGCAUUUGCUGUCACAAUAAAGUAUAUUUUGUCUUGCA